Molecule: messenger RNA, 272 nt
Organism: Racocetra persica
Lineage: Eukaryota; Fungi; Glomeromycota; Glomeromycetes; Diversisporales; Gigasporaceae
Source: the annotation of a GenBank genome assembly
UCCAAGACUACCUUAAAGGAUCAUUAGUAGAUACUUUACGAAUCACUAGUACCACUAUCAAAUUUCUUGAUAACCGAGAGGAUCAAGUUUCGGUUGAUUUUGUACCUGAACUAAGGAGAGAAUCAUCUGAAGCAGACCAUAUGCUUCUGUAUGUUAAAGACCUUUAUAAAAAAGGUGAUUCAUAUAUAAUGCUUGGUCCUAUUGAAGAAGAAAAUUGGGACCAACAGAUAGAUUAUCUUUGCAUAUGUCUCCAACUUUGUCGAUUAGAUAGA